UGGGUACCUAUGCCAUGCCCUUGCUUUGUAGAGGCCAACAUCAGCUCUCUUAAAGAUAUCACUUAUAAAUAUUACAACCCACCACUCCCUUCUUUACAUCUAAGCUGGGCAGCAAAGGUUUCAUUAGUUUCUGUGCUCUUUCUCACGCACGCUGCUUCACAUACAUCUGAUCUUUAAUGGAGUUCCAUCUCCUUCCCAUCCUCUCUUUUCUCACUCUUGCACUGGUAGCAAGUCAUGCUACUCUUCCCUCUGAAGUGUACUGGAAUUCUGUGCUGCCAAACACCGUGAUGCCCCCAGCCAUCAGGAGUUCACUACAGCCUGGCUACAUCGACGAGAAGGGCACCUCAGUCGCUGUAGGGAAAGGAGGUGUAGGUGUACAUACUGGAAAAGGAAAGCCAGGAGGCGGCACCAGUGUUUCUGUUGGUGGCAAAGGAAAAGGCGUCGGCGUCAGCACUGGAAAGCCCGGCCAUGGCACGAAUGUUGGUGUUGGGAAAGGAGGGGUAUCUGUGAACACGGGCCACAAGGGAAAGCCCGUAUAUGUUGGAGUAGCGCCAGGAAAAAGUCCAUUCUUAUACAAAUAUGCUGCAACUGAGGAUCAACUCCAUGACAGCCACAACGUAGCUAUCUUCUUCCUGGAAAACGACCUGCAUACGGGCAAAGAAAUGAACUUGCAGUUCACAAAAAGCAGAAAUAAUGCUACUUUUUUACCACGCACAAUUGCCAAGUCAAUUCCUUUCUCAUCUAGCAAAUUGCCAGAAAUUUUGAACAAGUUCUCGGUGAAACCUGACUCUGUUGAAGCCAAAUUAAUGAAGAACACAAUUAAUGAGUGCGAAGAGCCAGCCAUAAAAGGAGAGGUCAAGUUCUGUGCAACUUCCUUGGAAUCGAUGAUAGAUUUCAGCAUUUCCAAGCUUGGAAAACAGGUUCACGCUGUCUCAACAGAGGUGCAAAAAGGAACCCACAUGCAAAAGUAUACAAUUGCAGCUGGACUGAAGAAACUGACAAGCAAAGAAUCUGUUGUUUGCCAUAAGCAGAAUUAUGUGUAUGCAGUGUUCUACUGCCAUAACACGCACACUACAAGGGUUUAUAUGGUUCCAUUGGUUGGCUCUGAUGGGACAAAAGUUAAUGCAGUGGCAGUUUGCCAUACUAAUACCUCAGCAUGGAACCCAAAGCAUUUGGCCUUUCAAGUGCUCAAAGUUCAGCCAGGAACUGUUCCUAUCUGCCAUUUCCUUCCUGAAGAUCAUGUCACCUGGGUUCCCAACUAGAUAUCUGCAAAAUAAAAUAGAAACCUACUCUUAGUUUCACCUGCACUUGUUCACUUGGUGUAGCUUAAAGUUCAACAGUUUGAAAUUCUGUCAGUCAGUAUUUAUCCAUGCAUUUACUUCAAACACCCAACCAUAGUUGAUCAUGAAUACUUACUGGAUAUGUAGACGCAUACCAUGUAUUACUUAUGUUUGGUUUUCACGUUUAUGCAAUAACAUUCUGUUCAAAGGA
This is a messenger RNA of Malania oleifera, 1491 nucleotides long. RefSeq names its product BURP domain protein RD22. The transcript has 3 exons. The record is from RefSeq and is a predicted model, not a curated record. The coding region runs from base 177 to 1262 and encodes 361 amino acids. NCBI's taxonomy places the organism in Eukaryota, Viridiplantae, Streptophyta, Magnoliopsida, Santalales, Ximeniaceae.